This is a messenger RNA of Vigna radiata var. radiata (mung bean), 2388 nucleotides long. RefSeq names its product subtilisin-like protease SBT1.9. NCBI's taxonomy places the organism in Eukaryota, Viridiplantae, Streptophyta, Magnoliopsida, Fabales, Fabaceae. The transcript has a single exon. Bases 83 to 2341 code for a protein of 752 amino acids. Gene Ontology annotation, biological process: proteolysis. The record is from RefSeq and is a predicted model, not a curated record. Gene Ontology annotation, molecular function: serine-type endopeptidase activity.
UAAGGAAUACCACAACCAUAGCUAGCUACAUUCUCUAUUUAAACACAAACUUUGCUCUGUAGUCAUUCACAUUAACCCAAUCAUGGCUACCCAUAUUGGUCUCUCUCUUUGCUUCUUCUACAUCACAACCCUCCAGCUUGUUUCCACGUUGUCUCAGUCUGACAAUUAUAUCAUUCACAUGGAUAUAUCAGCCAUGCCCAAAGCAUUCUCUACACAGCACUCUUGGUAUCUAUCCACUCUUUCUUCAGCGUUGAAAACUUCCAAACCCACCAGUAAUAAUCUUAAAUCUAUUUUUUCUUCCAAGCUGCUUUACACCUACACCAAUGUCAUCAAUGGUUUCAGUGCAAACCUUUCCCCUCAAGAGCUUGAAGCUCUGAAAACCUCCCCCGGUUAUGUUUCUUUCUUGCGAGAUUUACCAGCCAAGCGUGACACAACACACUCACCGUCCUUCCUUGGCCUCAACCCCAAUGAAGGGGCGUGGCCAGCGGCACAGUUUGGCAAGGAUGUCAUUGUUGGUUUGGUGGACACUGGAAUUUGGCCAGAAAGUGAAAGCUUCAGAGACGAUGGAAUGGGUGGGGUUCCUUCACGAUGGAAAGGGCAAUGUGAAAGUAGCAUCAAAUGCAACAAGAAGCUCAUUGGAGCAAGGUUCUUUAACAAAGGGUUGUUGGCAAAGAACCCCAACAUCACCAUAGGUGCGAACUCAACACGUGACACUGAGGGUCAUGGAACUCAUACAUCAAGCACUGCAGCUGGGAGCGUAGUCGAAGGUGCAUCGUACUUUGGGUAUGCUUCUGGAUCAGCCACGGGAAUGGCUUCAAGUGCGAGAGUGGCCAUGUACAAAGCCCUGUGGGAAGAUGGAGCUUACAUGUCUGAUAUAAUAGCCGCAAUUGAUAGUGCAAUAUCUGAUGGGGUAGAUGUUCUUUCUCUGUCAUUUGGCUUUGAUGAUAUACCUUUGUACGAGGACCCUGUUGCUAUAGCCACGUUUACAGCAAUGCAGAAAAACAUUUUUGUGUCGACGUCAGCAGGGAACGAAGGGCCUUUCCUUGGAAGACUUCACAACGGAAUACCAUGGGUCAUAACUGUGGCUGCCGGAACUUUGGACCGUGAAUUUCACGGGGCUCUUACUCUUGGCAAUGGAGUCCAAGUAACUGGCAUGUCUCUCUAUCAUGGAAACUUCUCCUCUAGCCAUGUUCCAAUUGUUUUCAUGGGGUUGUGCGACAGAGUGAAGGAACUGGCCAAAGUGAGGAGCAAGAUUGUGGUGUGUGAAGACAAUGGAACAAUCAUUGAUCUUCAAGUGUCUAACAUUUUUAAAGCAAAUGUUGUCGCUGCAGUGUUCAUAACAAAUAGUUCCGAUAGUUCAUUUUUCUUAGAUAAUAGCUUUGGAACAAUUGUUAUUUCCACCACAGAUGGGGAAAUUGUGAAAGCUUACAUCAAGAGCAAUAACUCUAGUGCGAAAGCAAGCAUGUCUUUUGAGAUGACAGUUUUGGGUACUAAACCAGCACCGAGUGUGGAUAGUUACAGUUCCCGAGGACCAUCGAGUAGUUGUCCAUUUGUGUUGAAACCGGACAUCACUGCUCCUGGUACAUCAAUCUUAGCUGCAUGGCCUCAAAAUCUUCCAGUGGAAAUGUUUGGGUCGCAAAGUAUUUUCAGUAACUUCAAUUUGUUAAGUGGCACAUCCAUGGCAUGCCCUCAUGUUGCUGGUGUGGCAGCAUUGUUAAGAGGAGCACACCCUGAAUGGAGUGUUGCAUCCAUUAGGUCAGCCAUCAUGACAACAUCAGACAUGCUUGAUAACACCUUAGGGCCCAUCAAAGACAUUGGCAACGAUAACAAACGAGCCUCUCCUUUGGCAUCUGGUUCUGGUCACAUCAACCCUAAUAAAGCCCUUAACCCUGGCCUUGUUUACGAUGCUGGAGUUCAAGAUUAUGUUAAUCUGCUCUGCGCUCUUGGCUUCACCCAAAGAAAUAUCACCGUCAUCACAGGAACCUCUUCCAAUGAUUGUUCCAAAGCUUCCUUGGACCUCAACUACCCUUCUUUUAUUGCUUUCUUCAACAACAACAAUUCAAGUACAGCACAAGAAUUUCAGAGAACAGUGACCCAUGUUGGGGAGGGACCAGCAAGCUAUGCUGCCAGCUUUAUACCGGUGGAAGGGUACGAAGUCAGUGUGAUCCCUGAAUUGUUAGUGUUCAAGGAGAAGUACGAGAAGUUGAGCUACACGUUGAGAAUUGAAGGUCCAAGAAAGAAGAAAGAGAAGAAAGUUGCUUUUGGGUAUCUCAUUUGGACGGACGUCCAACAUGUGGUUAGGAGUCCCAUUGUGGUCACCACUCUCAAUUUCGACUUCUGACAUUAUAUAUAUGUAUCUAUGCUCAUAUAUGAAUCAACUCAAAAAUC